AGUCCUGAUGCCCAUGGAGUGUAUAUUGUAGAAGAGGCAGCUGGACAGCCUUAUUCAGCACCAGUCAUCCUCCUGUGUUUAUUGGGGAACUGCCCCAAGAUUUCCUGCGCAUUAGCCCUACCCAGCAACAGCAGCAGAUACAGUUGGAUGCCCAGGCAGCACAGCAGCUACAAUAUUCUGGCGUUAUGGCGACCAUGGGCCGACUCAGCAUUACUGUGGUGCAGGCUAAGCUUGCUAAGAAUUAUGGAAUGACCCGGAUGGACCCGUACUGCCGGAUACGUUUGGGAUAUGCAGUGUAUGAGACGCCCACUGCUCACAAUGGGGCUAAGAACCCACGGUGGAACAAAGUGAUUCAGUGCACAAUUCCUCCUGGAGUGGAUUCCUUCUACAUAGAAAUCUUUGAUGAGAGAGCUUUCUCCAUGGAUGACCGCAUUGCCUGGACACACAUCACUAUCCCAGAGACGUUGAAGGAAGGAAAGCAUGUGGAUGAAUGGUUCAGUUUAAGUGGCAAACAGGGCGAUGACAAGGAAGGAAUGAUCAACCUCGUCAUGUCCUACACGUCGGUGCCAGCAAUGAUGCCUGCACAGCCUGUAGUUUUGAUGCCCACAGUCUACCAGCAGGGGGUCGGAUAUGUGCCCAUUGCAGAUCCCAUUUACAACCCUGGAAUGCCAAUGGCUGCUCCACCACCGGCUGUUAACCCUCAGCACGAAACGCGAGAGGAGGACAUUCAAUCCAUUAAGGAUAUGUUCCCUACCAUGGACCCUGAGGUCAUUCGUUCUGUGCUGGAAGCCCAAGGAGGAAACAGAGACGCUGCUGUCAACUCCCUGCUACAGAUGGUAGAAGAUUCAUAGCGGCCAAGCCCUCCUUCCAGUUUCCCUGUUCCUUCACUUGCCAUGAGGGGAAUCUCAUCCUUAACUUUGAAAUAAGAUGUGGCUGCUCUUUUACAUUGAGUGUUGAUUGUGGCCUUCUCCGCUACUCCUACCACCACUUCUGAAGUUGGACGUUCCCUCACAUUCCUCCUCAGCCUGCAGUGCCCUUAUUAGUGUUAAUAUGUUUUCCAGAUGCCAUGAGCACACUGUACCCCCCUCCUUUGUGAUAUUUGAAUGGACUGAGCUAAUUUCAUUAAGAUCUGUUCUGUCGUCCAUGCUUCUGUUGAUCACUGUAAAUUUGGAAUAUCAUUGUCCGUUUUUUUUUUUUCUUUCUAAAUUGUUAAUUUACUGAAACCACUAUAAUACUCUAACAUUGCAGGAAGCCUGACUCUAGUUGUAAUAUAUCCCACCCAACUAAAGGCCCUCAACAUACCAUAGAGACAAUCUGAUUAAGUCACAAGGCUCUCCUGUCCGCGUUCUGAUUUGGAAGAACAGAAGAAAAUGGAAAGUUUCUCUUAAAUACCUUUAAGUUAAAGAUUGCUUAAAAAAAAGUUGGUAGAACAGCUGUUCAAAGCUCUAUGGAAUGAUAUUCUGCUGUGCCUACCAACUACACUUGCUCCACCGUUUUAACUAUUUUCCAUAUAAAAACACAACUGGCCCAUGGAGUAAGAGCAAGCCAUCAAACUGGUUAACAAUUUAGCAUGGAAAUUCUAGCACAUCUCGGUAUAAUUAUGGUGUUCUUGGUUCCUUAGUAGAUAAGGACUCCUUUUUUCAUGAGUAAAAUUAGAAAUGUAAUCAGAUAUGGGUGGUGAGACUGUGGAAAUACAAGGAUAGAAAAAUGGACAGGGUUGAAUGAUACUUUGAAACAUUUAGGUAUCUGAGCCAAUGAGUGUGCAGGUCACUUAAUAGCCACUAUUCCACAAUAUUUAAAGGGGGUUGAUUACUUUUUUUCAAGAAAAUGCCAAUAUUGCCUGAUGCCAUCCAUUCCUAAUACCACUGACUUUAUUGGCAUCUGCCUGUCACUUUUGACCCCAAAAUGCACUUGAGUGUCUAGUAGUUAAUGGUAUAAGGCAUGGGCAGUAUUGGUGUUCACCAAUUGAAGAGUCUGUGGAACAAACAUCUUCUAGGUGUCGUAGGGUAUUGUAUGGAGCAGUGACAAGAAUACUGAGAGGGGCAGUUUAUUUAAUGUGCAGAGCCUUUGAACAAUGUUAUUCUUCGAACAAGGUGUCCUUUAAUGUUAGUUACCAGUGUGCGAUCCUACUAGUGCUAGAACACAGAAUCUGUCAAAUAUGAAUAUGUUUUGGGUUGGGUUAAAUUUAUAAGUCAAUAAAAAAUAACUCAAUGGA
This is a messenger RNA of Xenopus laevis (African clawed frog), 2215 nucleotides long. RefSeq names its product toll interacting protein L homeolog (gene tollip.L). The coding region runs from base 186 to 851 and encodes 221 amino acids. Gene Ontology annotation, biological process: ubiquitin-dependent protein catabolic process. The transcript has 6 exons. The record is from RefSeq and is a predicted model, not a curated record. NCBI's taxonomy places the organism in Eukaryota, Metazoa, Chordata, Amphibia, Anura, Pipidae. Gene Ontology annotation, molecular function: ubiquitin conjugating enzyme binding; ubiquitin binding. Gene Ontology annotation, cellular component: cytoplasm.